Messenger RNA from Bactrocera oleae (olive fruit fly), 2140 nucleotides. Lineage: Eukaryota; Metazoa; Arthropoda; Insecta; Diptera; Tephritidae. The record is from RefSeq and is a predicted model, not a curated record.
UUAUUCGGCUUCUGUUUCAAGAGUUAGAGGACUUUAUUCUGCUAUAUCUAGCAGAAAUUUUAAAAUGAUUUUUUUUUUUUAGUUUAUGAAUUGCCAAUUUGUAUUUUUUAUAUUUUUUGCCUUUAUCAUCUUAUUGUUUCGUUAAAUAUUUCGGAAUAUAAUAAGCAUAUAUUGCAGGCAGCAUACCGGAAAUAAUAUGUAUGUUCAUUGUAAAAGGCGUUAUCAAAAAAUAUGUUUCAGUCUCAAUCGCUUCCAAAUUACAUAUGCACAUACAAACAUACAAAUCAAAAAUUAAAAUUGUUUUUUGUAAUUGUGCACAAAUCAGUUUUUAUACACACAUUAUAUUUAGUUUACCUUAACUGCAGUGUCUUUUUUAUACCUUUGUUCUUUUCAAAACAUUUUAUAAUUAAUUCGAUAAAAAUCCUGAUAAAAUCCAAAAUAAAGAUAAAAUCCAAAUCCAAAUAUAAAAUAGUCAAAAUUAUCAUUUAUAAAUUUUAAAAUUAAAUAAUAGCAAGUGAAACAGUGUGAUUGAAAUAACUUCGGGGUCGCACCUUAGCUCCAAGAUUUUAAUCGAAAUCGUUUAAUUUGCUGUUAAAAGUUGAUAAUUUCUAUCACCAAAGUGCGAGAGUUGCGGUGCAUAGAUUUAUAUGGCUGAGCCAAUGUUGCACCGCACGUUUAUGGAUCAAUGAAUAAGGGGUCACCAAAUAUGGAGCAUGCAAGUGAAAAGCUUCUCAGGCAUAAUCGUUUUUCACAAGAAUUGUCUUAAUGUUUUAACGUUCCAAUAAAUUUAAAAAAGAAUAUUGUUCCUAAAAAGGAAAAUAAAAAAAUCAAACAAAAAUAGUUUCAUCUUUGGAUAACAUAACAAUAAUAAAAAAAGUAUUCAGCGACCUUCACCUCUUUAAAUGAAAAUGGGCCGAAGGGGUAAGGGAAAGGCAAAAGGCAAACCUCUUACAUCUGUCAACGAAAAAGAACUUACCGAAAUGUCGAGGCAACUUGUACAAAGCCAUGUUACACAAUUCCUUAUCAGACACCAGUUGCUGGAGCUACAUGCGGAAAAACCGUCUACAAGUCGUGCUAAUCGAAAACCUAAUUUUGGUUCGACGUUUUAUUCACAACUCAAAGAUGCAUUCGCAGAUGCCUUUUAUAGCAACAACAUAUUGAAAAUCCCGAAGUUACAGAGCAUUUACAAGGCGGAGGAUUUAGAAGCAACCGCAGAACCCAUACCAAAAAAUGGCAACAACAGCAAAACUGAUAUUGAGGAUAUGCUAAUAAUUUUGAAAGUUUGCCAGUUGCGUGGAAUAAUUGUAAAAAUAGAAGAAGAACAAAAAAUUGGAUUAGCUGGGUAUGUUAUAAGCCCACACGCACGCGCUAAGCUUUCAAAAUUAGAUUAUGUACAGGAAGGCAUUCGAAGAGACAUCCGUACAAUGAGGGAGCAACUCAGGAGUAUUCGCAAAACAGACAUAGAACAGCUAAAUAGCAUCGAAAAUAAUUCUGACUGUUUCGUAAUUGUAGAUGAACAUGGUGCAAACAUAUCUGAUGAAGGAAGAAUAGUACAGGUCAAGGAGCUUUUCAAAACGCCCGAACAAAUCAAAAGAGAGUUCAGGUCAGCUUUUUAUGCGAACAUGGUUGCCCAUCUGGAGGGUAUUUACUCAUGGCAAAACGUGGGUGCGAAAAUGAUAAAAUGUUCGUCGGAACAUCAUGUGACUGAGGACCAUUCCGAAGUACUGGCAAGAGCUAUAAAAGUCAUAGAGUCGCGUAUAUUGGACUAUGACAGCGGCAAAACGGUCUAUUUGGAAGAUGAAGAGCAAAAUAAUUACAAAGAAUUGGAUGGUCUUUAUCCGGCAGAUAUCCCAAUCAGAGGCGAUUACAUAGCAGAUAUGGAAGAAAACUUUUUCUUAAAUCCUCCAACUUCUUUAGGAGAACCCUCUAUCAUCAUAAAUACGGACGGUGAAGAGAUGUGCAAACAAGAAUUUAAGAAAUUCUUUACAAAUGAGUGUCAUCCUAGACCCUGCUGAGUAGCAAUUUGUUGUUGUCGUACACUUUGAGAUAUCAACAUUCAGUCGAUAAAAGACCGGUUUAAAAUAAUAUAAUAAGUGAAUAAAGAAAAUGAUAUAAGUAUGUCAAAAAUGUGAAAAUUAAA